Messenger RNA from Brassica oleracea var. oleracea, 678 nucleotides. Its product is annotated as increased DNA methylation 3. The record is from RefSeq and is a predicted model, not a curated record. NCBI's taxonomy places the organism in Eukaryota, Viridiplantae, Streptophyta, Magnoliopsida, Brassicales, Brassicaceae. Gene Ontology annotation, cellular component: nucleus.
AUUUGGAUUCUAUCCCUUGUGGAAGUCAUCACCAUGAACCCUGAGAUUCAUCACUCCAAAGUGAUCUCACAUGUCUUUUUCGCCGGCUCUGCCAAGCAAGGCACUCCUGGGCCACCCAUUGGUCUUGUAGACAUUGGUGAGAGCGACAUUGCCUACCUCUUCAGAGUCUCUCUCCCUGGCAUUCACAAAAAUCUAAAUAAGAUCAAAUGCGAGAUUCAGAGGGAGGGGAGAGUAUGCAUACAAGGAGUAGUACCUGAGAUUGCGAUUCCGAGUGACUCGGGAUGCUUGUACAGGAUGCAAGUGCAGCAGCUCUGCCCACCAGGUCCCUUCUCCAUCACGUUUAGCCUUCCGGGACAAGUGGAUCCUCGCUUGUUUUCUCCCAAGUUUAGACCUGAUGGGAUCUUUGAAGUUGUUGUCGUCAAGCUCGGUCUACGCGUCCCUGCUUCAUAGUUUGUUCGGUCUUGAUUCAUUAACUAGGAUAUGUUGUUCAAUGUGCUAUUAAAACAUUUUCACAAUGAUCGCAUUUGUUAAGUUGCUCUUAGGCUGAAAAUGUGGUUAGAUGUGAAGAUGGUACGUACUUAAGAGUCUCCGUUUCAGAUCGUAUGAUCCGAUCCGUAUGCCAUCCGAAUUACGCAGUUAAUUGUGUAAAAAGCAAUAAAAGCUAUAUAAUAUAUUAAU